Messenger RNA from Drosophila nasuta, 3669 nucleotides. It is a transcript of the gene 4E-T, whose product is annotated as eIF4E-Transporter. Gene Ontology annotation, cellular component: cytoplasm; nucleus. The coding region runs from base 182 to 3475 and encodes 1097 amino acids. NCBI's taxonomy places the organism in Eukaryota, Metazoa, Arthropoda, Insecta, Diptera, Drosophilidae. The record is from RefSeq and is a predicted model, not a curated record. The transcript is spliced from 8 exons. Gene Ontology annotation, biological process: negative regulation of translation. Gene Ontology annotation, molecular function: mRNA binding.
UAUCAAAUGUAAAUUUACACAAAAAAUAUCAAACCUCUUAUCCCAACUAAAUAAAAUUCGGUUUAAACAUUGUUUCUGUGUAAUUUACUCCAAUAAUUAAAAGUUUUUAAUAUUUUAUACAUAUGGAUAUUUAGAUAUCAGAGUUUAAAAAAAAGUACGACUCGUAUUUGUGAAGCGCAAAAUGGAAUAUGUUAAAAAUAAAGCCAGGUAUUCACGGGCUGAUCUUUUAGCACUGCGAUAUGAAGCAAGUGCACAACAGCGCCCAAAUUGUGCAAAUAAAUUGGAGCUGCAAACUUUAAAUUUUUGGAAAAUAAUUGGACUUCCCACAUCGGCGAAUGUAAAUAGCAGCAGUAACAAUACCUGCUACGUGAAUAAAUCUGGAAUUUCGCCGGAUAGGGAUAGAGAAAGUAUCAAUCUAACCAGUUCCACAAAUGUCCUGAGUUCCAGACGAGCGCUGCGUAAUAGAGAACGAGCUCACAACUACUAUCAACGUUUUAGCUCGAGCGAACAACAAAUUGAAGACAGUCAGGGUCAGUCUCAGAUAUCAUUAAUCCCGGGUAGUGUCAGUAGUAAUAUAUCAUCGUAUAAAACAACGGCGCAUAUAGAUCAACGUAGCAUUUCCUCUUCGCAUUUAAUGCCAGCUUUUGCUAAGCGACGAUUCGUAACUGUAUCUGGAGGAGGAGCCUGUAACGAGGCGUCAAAUGAAUCCCAGCAGGUCAAAGUAAAUGCAUCAUUAAUGAUCUAUACUGAUCGAUCACUAAAUCCUAAAGAUGCCAAUGCUGAUAUAAAAGCUCAGCUGCGCCAUCAUAAUAAUUCAUUAGGAUCAGGUUCACCGGUUGAAUGGGAACGUACUGAAAAGCAGUCGAACAGUCAACGAUGUCAUGAUAAAUCGUUAACGCUGUCACCGACAUUUCAAUCGCUACGUCAACAGGGAACGGGUAUAAGUACUCAGGAAAGGCGUAUUGGAAGUGGGAGACUUUUGCCACGAAAUGAUAAUUGGGAAUUUAAAAACCAGGAGACUGAUGCGUCUAAAAGUAAUCUUGAUAAUGACCAAGUUCAGAAUGGAAGUAUUUCGAGUCAACAUCGCGCAUUUAGCUGCAAAGCUAAUGAUAAAUCAAACGAUAAUAUCUCCGAUCGUGAUCGACGUCGAGAGGAUAGCAAAAAGAAUGCAGUUAGUACACGGCGCGUCUUUAACAAAGAUAAAUUUAACUUCAUGGAGUCAGCAAAUCAAUCCAUCAAUCGAGGCAGGAGAGGCACUAAUAACUUGUACCAUCAAAGCCAUGAUGCCUAUGAACCUGAAUGGUUUAGUGCUGGUCCAACUUCACAACAUGAAACAAUUGAUUUGCAUGGAUUUGAGGAUAUCGAAAGUGAGGAACGACCGUCAAAAACGGAUGCAGCUCUGAAGGAUCCUAAUGAAACAUCAAAUAAGCAAAUUGUUAUUGAAACAACUGCAACAAUCGGAUCAAGAAGCAGUAGCGUUGGCAGCUUAAUUCAAAUUGAAUCGAGUAAUUAUGACAUAAUGGAUUCGAAUGCAACGGCUGUAUUAGGCGAUCCACAGAAUAAGCACCACAAUCAAAUUUGUAAAGCGGAUGAGUUCAAUUUCGAUGCCUUUCUUAGCAUGGAUCCCAUGGAUCAUUCUCUUAUGAGAAAGGAAGGAGAAGUACAUAGGCAAAUUACAGAAACUUCACGAUUUAGCCGAUGGUUUUCACCCAAUGAACCAGCAAGUAAUAAUGAAAUUACACUUUCUUCAACAUUAGAAACACAAGAAAUACCCAGUGUUAAGGAUUUGGAAGCGCAAAUGAAAAAAGUAGAUUUACGUGCUGAGUAUUUGAACGUAAACUCCUUAACAAACAGCUUGAAGCCAAUACACACCACAGAGCAUUCUGAUGAUAAAUCUUUACCAAGAGAUACUGAAGCCUUUAAAAGACUAUUGCAACAACUAGGAUCCCAAACUAGUGGUCAUCCAGUGGCAGAUUCCUACCUGAUAAAUGUAGCAGCUGUACGCGGCGGUCCUAUUGCUAAUGCUCAAGAUCUGUAUAAGCCCAUUGCUCAAAUUAAAAAAGACGAAAUACUGUCAUAUCAACAACAGCGUAUUGUUAAAAAUGACUCAAAUUCCCCACAUGGACAUAAUAAUGACUCAAUGCAGUUGCCACAAAAUCUUCUGCAAACUCAAGUUAUGCCGAGUCCUCUUGAUGCUAUCUUACCUGGACCUGAACAUGGUUCUUUACCCUUGCAAACGCAAAAACGCGUCGAUGUUCAACACCUUCUUCAAAGUGUCAUUCGAGGCGAUGUAUCUUUCGAGUUUUUAGAAAAAGAAUUGAAUAACCCCAAUACAACAGCUCAGUCCAGGGAGAUGAUUGCAACGGUUCUGUUUGAAUAUACUAAUUCCGGACGGUUUGUUGCUCAACAAAAAUCUUUAAAUUUGCAUAAUGAUGCAAGUCCUACGAAUGUUGUCAAGAAUUAUCCGUUGUUGAAUAGAAAUCAUGGUGCCCUCGUUUCCGAAGAUUUAUUUGCCAAUAUAUCAAAUCAAGUUACUAAUCAACAUCAACAACCCCUGAGACAUAGCAGUUCGCCGACCCCAUUGGCGUUUACACCAACCUCGGUCUUGAGGAAAAUGACAGCAGAUAAGGAAACAACAUCGUUAUAUAGCAACAACAAUAACGCUAUCAACUAUCAGCAACAACAAUAUCAUCAGAAUUAUCAUCAAUUACCUACGUCGUUUACAAAAUGUUCAAAUGUACACAAUAUGAUGAAUGAUUCAUCAGUCAUUACAGCAGGUAUUAAUUUGCAGCCUAGAAUGAUUUUGGGCGGCAAUUACGCAAUCCAAAAUCAGAAUCAGUUGAAUAACCCACAAGUGUCGCCGAAAAUACUGCCGCAACAGAUGUCACAGUCUCGAGGUCAACAAACCUCGAAAUGGCCACCAGCAAGUAAAUCAUAUGGACGCCCAAUUCUUAAAGGAAAUAUGAAUUCUGCAUUGACAGUGUCUUCAUUUAACAAUAUGCAACAACAAAUUAAUCAACAAAGACUUAAGUCCAUGCAACAAACAGAUGCAAUAAACUCUGAAAGUGUUCAAGGCAGUGGACCAUCGCCACAACAAAAUAUACAUAAUGACGGAAUCUCUCAGCAAAUACAGCAUCAACAUUAUUUACAACAGCAACAGCAGCAACAAUCUAGACUUAGAUUAAUGCAUGGAGAUCUACAUUGUCCAACUAAUAUACCAAUUAAGCCAUCGGCAUCCAUUAUAGGAGGUGGCACCGAUGAUAAAAUUUUGAUGAACAACCGGCUCAGCCCAUUGAACUACCACAGAGAUGACCACUUAUCGCCAACAGCAAAUCAAUUGUCACAAUGGUUUUCCCCCGAAUUGCUAGCCAGAGCAUCUGCUGGUAAAUUACCACUUUUAAAUAUGAACCAAGCUCUUAGUCUGGAAGAAUUUGAGCGAAAUAUACAACAUUCCUCAGCUACAGUGCUGAAUUGAAGAAGCCUAAGAUACAAGUCCAGCUAAAAAUAAAAUCAUUAAAUUAAUCAAUUAGCCGAAAUGAAUAGUAAAUUAUGUAAACAGCAAUUUCUUUGUUUCAUAAGUUUUUCCGUUCAUAUAUUGCAUUAGUUACCAGCAAAAAUGAUGUGUAUGAGUACAUUUUUCAAUACAUUAAUAAUUUGAUAAUACAUUUU